Messenger RNA from Suillus fuscotomentosus, 1731 nucleotides. RefSeq lists its product as uncharacterized. Bases 165 to 1487 code for a protein of 440 amino acids. Gene Ontology annotation, biological process: tricarboxylic acid cycle. Gene Ontology annotation, molecular function: dihydrolipoyllysine-residue succinyltransferase activity. The transcript is spliced from 9 exons. Gene Ontology annotation, cellular component: oxoglutarate dehydrogenase complex. The record is from RefSeq and is a predicted model, not a curated record. NCBI's taxonomy places the organism in Eukaryota, Fungi, Basidiomycota, Agaricomycetes, Boletales, Suillaceae.
UAGACGCUUAAGUAUAGCUGGUGCGGCUACUCACCUGGCCGUGACGUUGUGUCCACUAUCAUUGGUCUGCCAGGUUCAUGGCAACCUACUUAUGCACAGCACAGUGCAGAAGCGUUCUCUGUUUCUAUUAUCUAGGUAUUGUCUAGCAUCUCUUGACUAUAGAAAUGCUAUCGAAACGAGUUAUCGCUGCUGCUCGCAGUCGUGCAUUUUUCGCUAGUAGAGGUGCUCAAUACACUGCUGUAUCAUUGUCGCAAGGAUGGAAAGUCGCCAACUAUAUCAGACGCGCACAGUUGCAUUCCAAGACCGUAAAGGUCCCACAGAUGGCCGAGUCUAUUUCCGAGGGCACACUACGAUCAUGGUCAAAGCAGGUUGGGGAUACCGUCGAGGUUGACGAAGAGGUUGCGACCAUUGAGACGGAUAAGAUUGACGUCAGUGUCAAUGCGCCUACAGCAGGGAAGAUUGUGGAGUUGCUUGCAAAGGAGGAAGACACUGUCAGCGUUGGCCAGGACCUCUUCAUAAUUGCACCUGGCGAAGGCGGUGCGUCUGCUGCUCCUGAGGAGCAGAAGACAGAUCCUGAAGAACCUAAGGAUCAGCAACUGGACAAGACGAUACCAGAGCCGCGUGCACCAUCAGCUGCUGACAAGCAGAGUGGCGGCAUCCCUCCAGAAGCACCCAAAGAGUCCAAGAAGGAGGUGAAGAAGCAGGAUUCGAAACCAAAGGAAGACAAGUCGAAAGCACCUCCUCCUGCACCAAAGGCCCCUGGCAAUCGGGGCGAGACAAGAGUUAAGAUGAACCGUAUGCGCCUGCGCAUUGCUGAGCGUUUGAAGGAAUCGCAAAACGCUGCCGCUUCACUCACGACCUUCAAUGAGAUCGACAUGUCCUCUCUCAUGGAGAUGCGGAAGAAGUACAAGGACGAAGUGCUCAAACAACACGAUGUCAAGCUCGGCUUCAUGAGCGCGUUCGCUCGUGCAUGCGCUCUGGCGCUCAAAGAGAUUCCUGCUGCAAACGCAUCCAUCGAGGGCGACGAGAUCGUCUACCAUGACUUUGUUGACCUGAGUGUCGCUGUCGCGACGCCCAAGGGCUUAGUCACCCCUGUGGUGAGGAAUGCUGAGGGCAUGGGCUUUGUUGAAAUCGAAAAGGAGAUUGCCGCUCUUGGAAACAAGGCAAGCACCAUAUAUAUCGCCAGGGAUGGUAAAUUGACUCUCGAGGAUAUGGCAGGAGGCACUUUCACCAUUUCCAAUGGUGGUGUCUUUGGCUCAUUGUAUGGAACACCCAUCAUCAACUUGCCACAAUCUGCUGUGCUCGGCAUGCACGCGAUCAAAGACAAACCUGUCGUUGUGAACGGCCAGAUCGUCAUCCGACCCAUCAUGGUCGUCGCCCUCACCUAUGACCACAGAUUACUCGAUGGUCGGGAGGCAGUCACGUUCCUAGUGAAGGUCCGCGACUACAUUGAGGAUCCUCGGAAGAUGCUUCUUGCAUUGAGCUGAGCCUUUCCUUGGCAGUUGUUUCAUGUUUUUAUUUAUUUCAUUCGUGAUGUACCUACAUUGAACACCAGGCCAUAAUUGAACUCAUCCACAAGGAAUCACUAAUAUUCCAGCCUCUGGAUGAGGCUCUGAUAAUUUGCAGAAAGUUAAAGAGUGAUGUACCUUUGUUUAUUGAUUCCCUUUCGAUUCUGUAUUCGCUUGUAUUUAUUGUCAACGUUGUUGACCACAAUACAGCAAGUACUCGGUC